AUCCUGAGAUUAACAUAACAAGGUUUUGUAAAUAGAAACUUCGGUUGGAUUUGUAAUUUCUGUCAAGUACAUUGGGAAAGAAACUUUUGUUUUUUUCAAAAUGACGCAGUUUUCCGUCUAAAGAUGCCACUGUUUGAUGUAAUAGGUUUUGGAAAUGAAAAAAUUGCUGUUGUUCUUGACAUUGGCGAGGCGUAUACAAAAUGUGGAUUCGCCAGCGAGGUCUGUCCAAGACAUAUCAUACCCAGCAUAGUAAGAAGAAACAUCAAUGGAGAGGUGAGCGAGGAAAAAAUUACACCGAAUGUGACAAGUAAUACUGAUGAUGGUCAACUGUACGGGAUACUUCGUGACUUCAUUCAUAACAUAUAUUUCAGAUACCUUCUUGUAAAUCCAAAAGAAAGGAGAGUUGUUAUAUGUGAAUCACUUUUGGUGUCGACAAGAUUCAGGGAGACACUUGCAAAAGUACUUUUUUAUCACUUUGAGGUACCUUCGGUUCUUUUUGCUCCAAGUCAUUUGAUGUCCCUCUUUACUCUUGGUGUCUCCACAUGCCUUGUCAUGGAAUGUGGCUAUUCAGAAACCACUGUGUUACCAAUAUAUGAUGGUGUACCUAUGAUAAAUUCAAUGGAAUUUCUACCUAUUGGAGCUAAAGUCAUUCACAAACGCCUGGAAUCCCAGCUCAUGGAGAAAGGAUUAGUGCAUAUUGGAACUGGAAUCAAACCAUUAUCAUCAGUGAUUGAUACUCUUCCGACAAAAGUGCUGGAAGACAUAAAAGUUCGAACUUGCUUUGUCGGACCCAAGAUUAGCAUUCCAGUUAACGAAACGAGACCCCCGUCGACUGUUCAUUCUGUGGAUUAUCCAUUGGAUGGCGCUAAAAUACUUCGUGUGGAAGGACAGAUAAGAGAGCAAACGUUUGAUGUGCUAUUUGAAGUUGAUGAAGAGGAAAAGUCCAUUGCAACGCUUAUGCUGGAUGCAGUCAUCAAUUCACCCAUUGACACAAGAAAAGAACUGGCCGAGAAUAUUGUCGUCAUUGGUGGAACAUCUAUGGCUCCAGGAUUUACACAUCGUCUUCUUCAAGAGCUUCAUUCACAGCUUCAAUCGUCAAAAUAUCAAAAUCGUCUGCACAUUAAAACAUUCAAAUUUCAUAAUCCUCCCGUGAAAGCAAACUGCGUCGUAUGGUUUGGAGGCUCAAUUUUCGGUUCGUUGGAGGUACUUGCGGACAGAUCUGUACAAAGGUUAGAUUACAUCAAAAAGCCAUCGCUUCCGGAUUGGUCCUCGUUUUCUUCCCACAACGAAGAUAAUGGGGAUAUAGGCGAAAGGAGGCUUUCAACGACACUAAAAAGAGGAGAUUUUGGAAGCCUUGGAAAAUAACGUUGAUUCCAUUGAAUUUCAACUCUUGAAAUGACUUUUUUUUUCAUUUCAUGUUAUCUGAAAAAAGAAAAAACAUACUCCGAAAAUGGUUUCAUCUCAGAUACAAAAUUUGAGAAAGGCAAAUGCUAGUUUUAUAUUUACCGUCAUAUAAGUAUCUAUGAAGAAUGUGUAUGCGUAAAAAAAUUGUUCUUGUAUCAUUUAA
This is a messenger RNA of Xenia sp. Carnegie-2017, 1567 nucleotides long. RefSeq names its product actin-related protein 10-like. The transcript has 13 exons. NCBI's taxonomy places the organism in Eukaryota, Metazoa, Cnidaria, Anthozoa, Malacalcyonacea, Xeniidae. Bases 124 to 1365 code for a protein of 413 amino acids. Gene Ontology annotation, biological process: microtubule-based movement. The record is from RefSeq and is a predicted model, not a curated record.